Messenger RNA from Octodon degus (degu), 2485 nucleotides. RefSeq names its product heparan-alpha-glucosaminide N-acetyltransferase (gene Hgsnat). Gene Ontology annotation, biological process: lysosomal transport. Gene Ontology annotation, cellular component: lysosomal membrane. The transcript is spliced from 18 exons. NCBI's taxonomy places the organism in Eukaryota, Metazoa, Chordata, Mammalia, Rodentia, Octodontidae. The record is from RefSeq and is a predicted model, not a curated record. Bases 99 to 1982 code for a protein of 627 amino acids.
CCCAUCCCCAAUGGCGCUGCUCGGCUAGAGGGCCGCUAAGGACGCGCGCGCCACCGUGGGCCAGGGCGUGCGGCGCACUCCAGGUGGCGGCCUCAGGGAUGCUGGAGGCGCGGGGUGUCCCUGCCGCUCUGCUGCUGGCAGCAGUCGUGCUGGGCUGCGCGCUUCGGGCUCCCGGCGGCUUCCCGCAGCCAGAUUUAGACAAUAAAAAUCAUGUGGAGUUGAAGAUGGAUCAAGCUUUGCUACUCAUCCAUAAUGAACUCCUGGGGACAAACUUGACAGUUUACUGGAAAUCUGAGUACUGCUACCAGUGCUUGUUCCAGUUGCUUGUAAAUAUUUCCCAUAGUAGAAAACCUGGGAAGCCAGCCAUUGCAUCAGUCUCGGUCAGCACCCAACAUGGCUCCAUUCUGCAAAUUAAUAAUACAUUGGAAGAAAAGGAAGUUUGUAGGUUGGAAUAUAGAUUUGGAGAAUUUGGGAACUAUUCUCUCUUGGUAAAGCACAACCACAGUGGAGUCAAUGAAAUAGCCUGCGAUCUGGUUGUUAAUGAGAAUCCAGUUGACAGUAAUCUUCCUGUGAUUGUUGCAUUCCUUGUUGGUCUAGUGGUCAUCAUUGCAGUAUUCUUCCUAAGGUUCUUGCUGAGUUUGGAAGACUUCACUAAUUGGGUCUCUAAGGCAAUAAAUUCUCGAGAAACUGAUCAUCUCAUCAAUUCUGACUUGGGAUCGCCUAGUGGGGCAGACCCACUCACUGGAGAUCCUCAGCCAGAAGCACGGUGCCCAUCUGCCUCCGGGUACCGCCUCCGCUGCCUGGAUACCUUCAGGGGGAUAGCUCUCGUCCUCAUGGUCUUUGUUAAUUAUGGAGGAGGAAGAUAUUGGUACUUCAAACAUUCCAGUUGGAAUGGACUGACAGUGGCUGACCUUGUAUUCCCAUGGUUUGUGUUUAUUAUGGGAUCUUCGAUUUUUCUAUCAGUGACUUCUGUACUUCAGCGGGGAUGUUCAAAAUUCAAAUUACUGGGGAAAAUUGCAUGGAGGAGUUUCCUUUUAAUUUGUAUAGGAAUUUUCAUUGUGAACCCCAAUUAUUGCCUUGGUCCAUUGUCUUGGAAUAAAGUACGAAUUCCUGGUGUUCUGCAGCGGUUGGGAGUUACGUACUUUGUGGUUGCUGUGUUGGAGCUCCUGUUUGCUAAACCCAGACAUGAAAAUUGUGUCUCGAACAGAAGAUUCCCUUUCCUUCGAGACGUCACCUGCAGUUGGUUCCAGUGGCUCCUCAUUUUGCUCCUCGAAAGCAUCUGGCUUGGCCUGACAUUCUUGUUACCUGUUCCUGGAUGCCCUACUGGGUACCUGGGCCCUGGUGGUAUUGGAGACUUGGGGAGAUAUGUAAACUGUACUGGAGGAGCCGCGGGCUACAUUGACCACCUGCUCCUAGGAAGUGACCACUUGUACCAGCAUCCUUCUUCUACGGUGCUGUAUCACACCAAGGUGGCCUAUGAUCCAGAAGGAAUCUUGGGGACCAUCAACUCCAUUGUGAUGGCAUUUUUAGGGGUUCAGGCAGGGAAAAUACUAACGUAUUACAAGGGUCAGACCAAAGACAUCCUCAUUAGAUUCACUGUCUGGUGUUGUGUUCUUGGGCUUAUUUCUGUUGCUUUGACAAAAAUGUCUCAAAAUGAAGGCUUUAUUCCAGUAAACAAAAAUCUCUGGUCCAUUUCCUAUGUCACCGCACUGAGUGCUUUUGCCUUCUUUAUCCUGCUGGCCCUGUACUUGGUUGUUGAUGUGAAGGGGCUGUGGACAGGAACCCCAUUCUUUUACCCAGGAAUGAAUUCUAUUCUGGUGUAUGUUGGCCAUGAAGUGUUUGAGAAUUACUUUCCCUUUCAAUGGGAGCUGGAGGAUAACCAGUCACACAAAGAACAUUUAAUUCAGAAUAUAGUCACCACUGCGCUCUGGGUGUUCAUUGCCUAUGUUCUCUACAAAAAGAAGAUUUUUUGGAAAAUCUGAUCUACCACUAAAAUGUGUUGCUGGAAGAAUCUAGUGGGUCUGAAGAAGUACUGAAAAAGCCUUUCUAGGAAUCAUCUGUGAUAAAACUGGUAGUUUGUUUCCAGAUUAUUGUGAAAGAUGCUGAACUAAAAUUGGCUCUCUGGAAUUCCUGAUACGACUUACAGACUUUUCUCUGUACAUUUAUGACUUAUAUAUUUGGAAACUUAGUCUUUUUCUUCAUCUACCACAGAAAUGGAUGUAUUUGGAGCUGCAUUCUAAGGAAAUUGUAAACCCCUCUCCCAUUUUGGCUCUGUAGUUCAGGCUAGCCUUAAACUCACUGUGUAGCCCAAAUUGGCCUUGAACUCAUGUGUAUCCCUCUGCCUCAAACUCCCAAGUGCUGGGAUUGCAGGUAUGAACCACCAUGCCUAUGCUGUGAACUAUCAGUCUGAUGUAAAGUUCUCUUGAACAUAAUUUUAUAAAUAUAUCCUUAUAUACUCUGAUAUUAAACAUUGAACUAUCUCAGA